This is a messenger RNA of Colletotrichum aenigma, 1740 nucleotides long. It is a transcript of the gene eqxF, whose product is annotated as Equisetin cluster transcription factor eqxF. Bases 1 to 1740 code for a protein of 579 amino acids. Gene Ontology annotation, cellular component: nucleus. The transcript is spliced from 4 exons. NCBI's taxonomy places the organism in Eukaryota, Fungi, Ascomycota, Sordariomycetes, Glomerellales, Glomerellaceae. Gene Ontology annotation, molecular function: zinc ion binding; DNA binding. The record is from RefSeq and is a predicted model, not a curated record. Gene Ontology annotation, biological process: DNA-templated transcription.
AUGAACAUUGGGCCUCAACAGAGCUCAAACAAACCGAAUGAAUCGGCACGUCCCACCACAAAUGCAGCCAUUGGCACGCCCAUCGACGACAGCUCUGAGACUGGAAGCCUCCGCACUGGCGCUGCGGAUCACCAAUACGUCAGUGGUGAUCACUGGGCAGCCAUUCUAGAUAGCAUUGCGGACCUCAGAGACCACUUUAACCGAGAGGAGCAGUUCAGGCUUGUUGAAGGCCCGGGACCUGUGAUAGGGCGGAUGGAAGACGCUGCCUCUGUCCAUGGUCCCACGUUUCUUCAAGAUUAUGAAGCCUUCUGGGCCAAUCCCUUAAGUGCAAGCAUUAUGUGGAUUGGGCUGCUGUAUAGCAUGGUAUGCCUGGCUCUGAUAGCUUCAGAUACCAACGGCUCGGUACCCUACAUGGACACGACGCAUUACCAUGUGAAUAUUGAUUCGUGCAGAGAGAAGGUAGUUCAGUGCCUCAUCAUGGGCAAAUAUACCCUCGGCGGUCGCCAUACUCUGGAGACGUUCAUGAACUACGUCUAUAUCGAGUUCCGAAUCCGCGAAGAUGCUGAAAAGGAUGUCUGGUACCUUUUGGGUAUUGAAGUAAACUUGGCAAAACGCAUGGGAUAUCAUCGCGAUCCCAAGCACUUCCCUGGCAUCGCCCCACUUGAAGGAGAAAUGAGGCGAAGGGUAUGGGCGACCGUUCUCCUUGGCGAUAGUCUUAUUUCAGGCCAGAUGGGCAUGCCUCGUAUGAUUACCAGCGACCAAUUCGAUACCGAGGAACCAAGGAAUUUGAAUGAUACAGAUCUUCAAGGCAACAUCUCAGAGUUGCCUCCGCCUCGCCCAGAGACGGAGCACACCACCGACUUGGGCAUCAUUGCAAGGAGACGGGUUCUCAUAGCUUUGGGCGCCGUCUCAGAUCUUACAUCGUCAUUGAAGCCUUCCGGGUAUACUGAGUAUAUGAGCCUCGACGAGGUCUUGAACGAUGCGAGGGCAAGGAUUCCUCCACCCCUGCAGCCCAAGUCAAUGGCAUCCAGCGUUACCGACUCACCACAAACAAUAAUGGCUCGCUUGUUCUUGAGCCACAUCUAUUACAAAGGCCGAAUUAUGCUUCAUAGAAGGUUCCUGUUCGCCGAGUCCCUCUCUCCCGAUGACGACACGUUCGCCUAUUCCAGGAAGGCUUGCGUCAACGCAGCGCUGGAAACUUUGCAUAUUCAGCAGAUUCUGGAUGAGGAGACCCGUCCGGGGGGGGGGGGGCAGCUUCAUAUCAUGCACUGGCGAGUUGGAUCACUUAUGAAUCAUCAUUCUCUCACAGCUACCAUGAUCCUGUGCUCAGUGGUCCACAGACAGAGAACAGCAGGGCGCGACGAGGAGAUCACGGAAGCUCUUCGAAGAUCUAGAGCGAUCUGGAUGAGCAAAAGCCAACAUUCGAUGGAGGCCAAGAAGGCAGCGCAAGCAGUCAGCAUCGUCCUGGCUAGGGCGGGAGGUCCGCGGUUUGACAUGGAAUUAGUGUCUCGCAGCACGGAAGAGAUGCCGAUGGGACCGACAAGCUCGCAUCACAAAGAAGAUGGUGGGGAGAUUGGAAUGGUUUGGGGGGAUGAUGCGUGGCUCGAAGAAGCGCUCCAUCUCGGCACAGACUUUUCAACCAUUGGAGCCCCAUACGAUCAAUCAAACCCCGGGAAGAUCGAUGCAUCUAUGCGACUAGAUAUUGGAAGCUUUCAUGAGGGUGCCAAUAUGGCGGACUGA